Molecule: messenger RNA, 315 nt
Organism: Fusarium vanettenii 77-13-4
Lineage: Eukaryota; Fungi; Ascomycota; Sordariomycetes; Hypocreales; Nectriaceae
Exons: 3
Coding region: 1-315 (104 amino acids)
Source: RefSeq, a predicted model, not a curated record
AUGAAGGUUUCCGCUUUCCUCUCCUCCGUUGCCGUCACCCUGGCCUCCAUUGGCUCUGCCAAUGCCGCCACUCCCCUCUGCGCCAUCACUUGCUUCACUGCUGUCAUGAACCACGAGGCUGCCAAGACCUGCACCGAGGCCAACAUGUUCCUCUGCAUGUGCAAGAUCAAGGCCCUGACUCUGGCCUACCGUGACUGCGCCUGUUCCAGCUGCCUUACCCCCCAGAGCAAGCUGGAUGCCAUUGCCACUGGCAAGGACAUUUGCAACCAGUACCAAGCUCCCGUUGCCUGGCUCCCCGAUACCUGCCCUGCUUAA